UCAGACAGCCGCUCCUCUUCGGCAUCCUCGGCCAGCGGCGGUCGGCUCCAGAGGACUGAACAAGGACAUAGACAGAAGCGGUUCAACCUACAGAGAUCCAACCAGUUAACAAAAAAGGCUUUUUUUGUCAUUUGCGCCGCGGAGAUGAUGUGAUGCCGUUGAUUUAAAAAGCAGAAAACACCGCAGUGACACCAAGAGGAUCGUUUUCUACGCAGGAAUCAUUCAGGAGAAAAGGUUGGGAUUGAAGCCCAGAACGAUCCGACAAAACGUCUGUACUUCAUCACCGAGGAAGUGAAACUGCAACCCGUGACAGAGAGAGUCACUCACAUCCGGUCUGUGGGGAAUGUGUUGGGCUGAACCCAGUGAUCAAUCCUGUCAGCUGGAUCCUAACACAUCUGAAUGUUUACUGGAGAAACUAGGACGGAUGCUGCUGCAACUUCCUCAUCUCCAUCAUAAAGCGACCUACUUCUAUUUCUUCUCAUCACAAAGGAAUGAAUAGACGACAACAUCAAUUUGUUCUUGCACAUUUUCAAAACAUAAUUAACCUCCUUCUAACCUUGAAAUCUGUUUAAGCUUCUAAAAUCUUUAAACCAAAGUUAAAACUCAUACAAUGUGGAAUACACAAUGACAUGUAAUUUCAGAACUUAAACUGAAGCUCAGAGAGACCUGUUCCAUUUAGUAGCUAAUUUGGAACUUUUUAGUAGCAACUCAGGAUCUUCCUUUGCAAAUACUGUUUCUUCAGUGCACAUAAACUGUAAAGGCAAGCUUACAUUUGAAAAUGUAAUUAUUAGAAAACAUAGAAGCUGAAAAGGUACAAAAACUAAAGAAAGCAUUUCUGAGACAGGACUAAUUUUAAUUUAUUGUAACUUGUGAAAUAAGUACACUCGACUAAAGCCUUUUAGUUUGGAUUUAUUAGUGUAAGAACCGCUAGAACACACCAGAACAAAACUCCAAGCAAAAAUUGAGCACUUUAAAGUUAGUCCGAACAAAUGCUAUUUCAUCCAACACCCCACAUCCUUUGCAUGCAUUAAAAGAAACUGACUUUAAAUCAGUUGAUGAGUACAUGACACUUCAUCACGUACCGUUGUGAUGCUGGAUGCAGGGAAAAUGAAAGACAUCUGCAGGAUCUGUGCUCGUGAGCUCUGUGGCAACCAGCGCCGAUGGAUUUUUCACCCUGCAGCUAAGCUAAAUCUGCAGGUUCUACUGUCCCACGCCCUGGGUCAGGAGCUGAUCAGGGACGGCCGUGGUGAGUUUGCCUGCUCCAAGUGCGCCUUCAUGUUGGACCGCAUGUACCGCUUUGACACAGUGAUCGCACGGGUAGAGGCACUGUCACUUGAGCGUCUUCACAAGCUGCUGCUGGAAAAAGACCGGCUGAGGCAGUGUGUUGGACGCCUGUAUUGGAAGAACAAUACAGAGGACUGCAAUGUGGCUCCAUCUGGAUCUGCUGUUGCAGUUGGGAUUGAGGUGGAGUCUGAAUCCUCUCCUGUGAUGGAUCUCUCAGCACUGCAGGAUAUGAGAUACUCAGAUAUGAUCCAGGAUGAUCUGGCUUACUCUGUCUAUGAGUCAUGGGCUGAUAAGGAGGACCCUGUUCUGGACCACCACACCCAUCACCAUCAGUGCACAGCAGCAGACUCCAUCUCUGGCCAGAAGCCAAGGCGAUGCAGAGGUUGUGCAGCACUGCGUGUUACUGAUUCUGACUAUGAGGCGGUGUGUAAGGUGCCUAGACGGGUUGGACAUAGGAGCACAUCAUGCGGUCCAUCCACCCGCUACUCACCAGCCACUCUGGGGAUGGAGAUGGAGGAUCUGGCCAGAGUCUGUGGAGCAGCUGAGGCUACAGCUGUCACCUCUGAGUCCCCUUCAGCUGAGUUAGAGACUGAGAAAACCAUGUGUAACCAGACCAGUUUCAGCCCUGCAUCAUCUGCAGAGUCUCUCAAUACCACCGUGGACAUUGGUUCCCCCUCUGCAAACCACAAACAGAGUGAAGACACUGAGCCAGAUAAAGAUGCAGAGGAUGCGCCACUGAGAAGGGAUGCUCCUUGGGGCAAACCACCAAGUGAGACCUCCCCCUCUGGGCUUGAAAUGAUGCUGAGCCUCCUGCGGGGCUGGGAGUACCAGCCUGUGAAACCUCAAAAGGGCAGCAAGCUUCCCGUUCUCAUCAAAGCCAAACUUGAACAAGGCCUGCCACUGCCUUUCCCACUGCGCUCAUCCUGUGGUGAAGCAGACUGCGACCUCUACCCCCACCAGAUUAUACCAGAGAUUGUAAUGCCAGAACUGAUUGAAAUGGAGGAACAGUGGCUGGAUGAAUAUGUUCAGUGCGGUCCCUUUCACUUUCAGCAGCAGCUAAUUGAUGAGCAGCAUGGUCAGCUAAGCCAGUAUGAGAGUGCUGCAGGUCAGUGUGUUGGAGAGUUGCAGAAGGCCCAGGACCAGGUCUGUUCGCUACAGGCCAAGAUCAGAGAGAGUGAGACCAGGAACCAGAAACUGCAGGAGUGUCUUGGUGAAAUGGAACUUGAACUACGGUCGGUCCGAGAGGAAGCCCUGCAGCAGGAACGAAACAUCCAGAAUGUGACUGAUACUGUAAACUCCAAGGAGGCAGAGGUUGCAGAGCUGUACAGGGUGAUUGAGGAGCAGAGUAAGAUGCUGUGUUCUCUCAAAGAACUCGGUAACCGCAAUCAGCUGCAGCAGCUGCAGGGCUCCGGUGCAGAGACUAUUAGAGGUCAGGCAGAGGUCCUGGCUCUGCAGACGUCUCUGUUCCAGGCUCAGCUGGAGCUGCAGGCCAGCCAGAGGUCGCAGCGGCAGGCAGCCAGGACUGGAGAGGACCUAAGGCGGGCCAUGGAGAGGCUUGAGAAGGACCUGCAGGGAGCAGUGCAGCACAGGAGGGAGACAGAGAGGCACAACCAGGAGCUGCAGUUGGCUCUGGAAAAUGCUCGGUCAGCUCUGCAGGACAGAGAUGAGCAGCUGAGAGAGGGCAAGCAAGACAGACAGAGGGAGAAGGAGGAGAGAGAGAUGACCAUCAGAGAGCUGAAGAUGUCCCUGCAAACCAAAGAACAGCUUAUGAAGGACUGCUCUGAACUACUGGAGAACCCAAAGGAGAAGAGAGACUCUCUGCUUCAGAAAUUUCGCCAGCGUAUAAAGGAGAAAGACCAAGCUCUGGAGCAAGCGGUGGAUGAGAAGUUCCGCUGCAUGGAGGAGAAAGAAGAGGAGACUCGUCGACUGCAGUUGCUGCUCAGAGAGAAGGAGAGAGACGUGAAGAGGCAGCGCUGCACCCUGGCCAACAACGAGGAGACCAUCACUAGCCUGGAAAUGCUGAUGCGAGGUAAGGUCCUGGAGUUGGAGCAGGUGUGUGAUGCCUUUAGGAAUAUCCAGCAGCAGCAGCAGGAGAGCGAGGAGAGGCAGACCCGCAUCCUAACAGAGAGAGACGCCAUUAUCAGCCAGCUGCAAGCAGCGCUACAUACUCGCACACAGGAAGCACAGGAUCUGCGCUGCUCCCUGGUGGCACAGGUGCAGUCUGCUCCAAGCAUCAUGGAGGAGCUGAAGGUUGGCCUCCAACUUAAAGACCGCCUGUUCCAGGAAGUGCUAGCUGACCGGGCCUAUCAGGCCCAGGACCACCAGAAGCAGGUCCAGAAUCUGCUCAGAACUAUCAUCUCCAGGGAUCAAUACAUUCAGGAUUCUGCAACCCGGCUUGGUGAGGUGAUAACUGAGCAAGCGUCAAGACUUCAGGGGCUUCGCAAGCAGCUGAACUCAAGUCUGGGAUCACAGCAUGACUCUGGACCAGACUUGGCUGUGCAGCUCCAUGCGGUUCAGGAGGAACUUCAUCUGGCCCUGAGGAGGGAGAAGGAGAGCAGGGAGCUGAGCAGGAGUCAGGCUGUCAGGCUGGACUCCCUCAACAGGGCUUUGCAUGUGAAGGAGGAGAUCAUCAGGGAAUUUGAGCUACAGAUGAUGGAUCCUUCAGGACUCCCCCUGGUGGAGCGACUGACACAGGAGGUCCAAGAGCUGAGGGAGGGUCUGGUCCAUCAGGACGGUUUAGCCAGAGGCCCUGCCCUGGGCCAUGACUGGCCGAACAGUAGGCAGCCUGAGUCUGGAGAACUUAGCUCGGAUGAUGAAGACCAGGCCGAUGAUCUUAACAGCAAGUACAUUGAGAACACUGAUGAAGAGGAGUCCAACACCGAGGAUCUUUGGCAUGAUGGUCAUGGGCUGAUGGAAGUGAAACAGCUGGUGGAGCAGAAGAGAGUGGUGGAGAGAGAGCUGGGAGAGCUGAAGGCUCAGCUGGAGAAAGCUGGGUUCUCCUCGCUGUCACAGAUAAGGAAAGCUCUACUCAAUCUACAAACAGAAAACAAUAAUUUAAAACAUCAGCUGACUGAAUGGCUGCAGAAAAGCAGUAACCAGAUUGAUGAGCAGAUGGUGCUGGAGGGCGAAGACGAGGAUGAGGAAGAGGAAUUGGAUGUUACCAUAGAAGGUGAGGAAGAGGAGGAGGAAGAAACAUCAGAGCUGUGGGAGGCCUGUGAUGGAAAACUGCCCCUGUCUCAGACUAAGGUCCAAAUCAGUGAUGAACAAAGGAAAAAGACAGCCAAUAGACCUGAAUCUCUGGACCUGCUUUGCAACUCCUCACAGGAUGCUGGCCUGGCUAACAAGGAGUUGGCUGGUCGGCAGCAGACUGCUGAGUCCUCUGGGAUGUGUGAAAAAUCGGUUUGUCUGCAGCAGAAGAGCAAAGAGCUGCAGAAGAGGCUAAUGGUGUCUGAGGCCACAGUGCAGGCUCAAGUGGAGCAGCUCAAAGGCUACAGGGAGCUGCUUACAGAAACAGCUGUGAAGCAGGACAGUAAGCAGAUCCAGGUGGACCUGCAAGACCUGGGCUAUGAGACCUGUGGCCGCAGCGAGAACGAAAUUGAGAGGGAAGACACCAGCAGCCCAGAAUUUGAUGACCUAGAGAUGUGUACGUCUCUUGACUGUGCUUCCCAGUGGUGGCCUGCCAGCAGCACCACCUUCACCAAAACCGCCACCCAGAGCUCUGGCUGUGGAGAUGAGGUCUUGUCUCUUCAGUGCCUUGUUGAGGACCUUCGUUCACAGUUGUCCCGCUCUCAGGGAGUCAUUCGGGGACUUCAGACCCGCCUCUGCAGCCUCUCCAUCUCUACUGACUAUGGACCCUCCACAGCUAGCAAGAUCAAUUUGUCCUUUCAGGCCUCUCCCUCACAGAGUGGGACAGAGGAUGACGAGGGCUGGCAGUCAUCUGAUGGAGGAUCAUUGGCUUUGUCCCAUCACCAUUAUGCAGACAAGAGCCUUCAACAGCUUGUGUCCCGAGUGGAUGCACUGGAAGACCAGCUUAGGAAAGGAGGCAAAAAGGCUGUCACUGAGGACGUGAAGUCUGCCACCUGGCCGGGUAAAUUUGACACACUGAUCCAAGCUCAGGCCAGGGAGCUGUCUCACCUUCGCCAGACACUGCGAGAAGGUCGAUGCAUGUGCAACAUCCUCACCCAGCAUCUGGGAGACACCACAAAGGCCUUCGAGGAGCUGCUGAGGGCCAAUGACAUCGACUACUACAUGGGCCAGAGCUUCAGGGACCAGCUAGCUAAAAACUGUGCUCUGGCACAGCGAGCCAGCGCAAAGAUCAGUGCAAGAGAUCACUCUGAAGAUCCAGAUGAGAAGGCAGAACUGCUUGCCAUCCGGCUCAGUAAGGAGCUGCAGCAGAAGGACAAGGUCAUUGAGUCUCUCCAUGCCCAACUAAACCAGCAUCACCAACAUCAUCAUCCUCAUCGUUCUGACACGCCCUGCAGUAGCCACGCCCUCUCAGACACCACUGACCAAUCAGAUCGCAUCUCGUAUGUGUCUGAUGAGCAUGGAUCCACAAAGGAGGACCUGGAAUUGUGCCCUGAUAUGGAUCCAGACAGUGAGCUUGGUCAGGAGGAAACCCAGACUUCUACCAGUGUCAGCAUAGAUGGUCACUCUUACUGUGGCACCAUGUCAAGUCGUAGAUCCGUUGCUCCAUCCAUCACCCCAUCCCAUCGUGCCCAGUCCUGCCUUAGCUGUCCCACCAUGCAAUGCUCAGGCUCACCACACAAAUCUACAGCUGCGCAGAGUCAAACAGCUUCUGCCUCAGUCAGCUCUACUCUCUAUCACCCUCCUCCCUGCUUCACCACCCAGAAGACACCUAUGCCCUUCCAUCUUCACCCUUCAAACCUGCAUACCCGUUACCAAGGCAGCAGGGGUGUGGGCUUCUCCCUGGCUGAGGUGCAUCAGGAGCUGCAGAUGUUACAGAGACAGUUGGGCGACAGUGACAGAUUCUCCACUCCCCAGUCCAAACCUCUGCAGGGUUUCCCAUUUGCUCAUCAGCAGCCAGACUCCUCUGGGUUCCUGUCUCUCCCCUACCAAGGAUUCCAACCUUCUCCUUUUGGUAGUGCUGCUAGCGGCAGCAGUCUGGAUGCCUGCUUGGCAAUGAAAGCCGGUGCCAACCUGCUGCACAGCAGUGCAUUGUUGGAUAUGGGCUAUGAUACUCGACCAAUGAGAGCUGGAGCCGACCUGUCAUCAGGAUCAUCAGGGUACCAGUCGGGUACCAGCAUCACAGGUUCAGACUUAAUGAAAGAGCACCUGACAGAAAUAAGAAGUCUGAGAAGGAGACUGGAAGAUUCUAUUCAAACCAAUGACCGCCUUCGACAGCAGCUGGAGGAGAGACUGGCUUGCACUGCCACAGAGAAAGGUGCUCCUACUAACAUCUACAUUCACGGCCUGGAUUCGGCCAGCCAGCAUUCUAGUGAGAUUAUGCUUUUGAAAGAGAAAAAUGUCAAUCUGGAAAACCAGCUGAAGCAGGUCACAAGAGAAAGCAAUAAGGAAGCAGAGCAGCUGAGGGAGGCAGUGUUCAUUGAGCAGUCCAGACUGAAAGAGGCACAGUUGAAGGUGGAGAAAUGGGCAGAGCAAAGCAGGAAGCUGCAAGCUGAGGCUGAAUCUCACAGCCGAGAGAUCACACAACUAAAACAGCACAGACUGAGGGACCAGGAAUCUAUCAACAGGCUCCAGCAUGACAUGAACAUCGUUCAGCAGCAGCUAUGUGAGAGCCACAGUUUGGUCCACUCUCUUCAGUGUGAGCUGCACAUGUAUCGUAGAGUGUGUGGAGUCAUUUCAAACACACCCUCUGGUCAGGUCAGUGCUAGUGACCAGUCAGGACACAGCACUGUCACAUUUGACCCCAAGACGCUGCACAUUCUGCUGGAUCAGCAACCGAGUGAACAGAAUGACACACAACCUCAAGCCAGGAGACAGCUCCUCAGUGCAGCCUCAACAUUGCAGGUGCAAGCCCCAAAUUGCUCCUUUGUCAACAGUAAUGGCCACCAUGCAGUCAGCCACACUGAUAUCUUCAAGGCUCUGCAGCAGCAGAUCUUUGAAGGAAGUGCCCUCCUCUGUGGAAUGGAAGCCACCCUUUAUUCCUUGAGCACCUCACAGGAGUUCUUCCUCCAACAGUCUUCAGGCACAGGAUCCGUCACAAAGCUACUGUCGGACACUAAGACACUGCGACAGAUCUUGGACAAGGCUGAUUCUCUUGUGCAAAUGUUCUGGAGAGCAGAUCUGCCUGACUCUGAGGAAACCAAACAGGACCAGGCUCUUAGGGAGGAGGUUGUUUCUCUCCGACUGAAGCUUUCAGAGCGAGAUCAGGCUCUAAAGGAUGCAAUGGAGAAAGUGAAGAGCUCCAACAAUACCAAAGAUAGCAUGGAACACUUUAUAGUUAGUCAAUUGUCAAGAACACAAGAUGUCUUGAGGAGAGCCAAGAUCAACUUACAGGAGAACGAACACAGGAUUUCUUCCUUUCGCCAAGCCUCAUUCUCCAUUCCUCCUUCCUCACCCUCACCUUCCUCUUCUUUCUGUUCCUCUUCCUUACACCCCUGGCCUAGUAAAGAUAAAAACACAGGAAACAUCUGUGAGCCAACCUUCUCUUCUGGCUGGGGUGUUGUGACACCCAGAACGUCACCCUUCAUCUCUUCCUCCACUUCUAUUCAGGGCCUGCCUCACCAGCUGCACCCCUUGCAGGCAGUUUUCCUGUAAUUUAGCAGCCCCAAGUCCCUCAUCACUGAUGUGUGUUCCUCUUCAAAAAAGAGAAUGCUGACUGUAUCUCAUAUGAGUGUCUGUCACAUGAUUGUUUAUGGAUGUGAAUGACUGUGACUGUUUUAUUACAAUGUGUGCAGUGGGUAUGGGGACUUUUCUGGAGGCCAGCACCUGAAGUGCUUUUCCUCAUUUAUAUGAGACUCUUCUGUGUUUAGUGGAAGUUUGCUUAUGAUUUAUUGCUUCUGAUUAUUAUUAUUAUUAUUUUAUUUUAUUUUAUUUUUUGCAUUUUCACAAAUAAUAUGACAGUUCAACAAAUAUGAAACCUAAUUUAAAGCAGUGGUUGGGCUUGCAUGGGCCAGUUGGUUAAGGAUUAAAACUUAAAUAGCUGCAUGUUUUAAAUGUAGACUGGUCUUAUGUAGUUUAGGCAGAUUUAUUUAAUUUAUUCUUUUUAAGUGUUGCAUUUUUUUAAACAAAAUGUCCUAAACUUCCUCACAUUUUCUCUUAACUCACAAAUCAGAAAAUGCCAGUCAAAAGCCAAUUAUAAGCCAUCAUCAGCUUUGAAUUUCAGCAGCGAUUCAAGAAUAUAAAAUCCAUUUGAUGGCAGCAGGAAAAGAGAAUUAAAAAAAAGCCAAAUCCAAGCUGCCAAGUGCUUCCUCUUGGCCUCUGUGGAGUCUAAUGUUUGUAGUCUGUGUGUAGAAAAAAUGGAUGUGAUUGGAGCAGUUAGUGGAAACAAAGCCAUAACCUUAGGGUACAGUAGAUGUGUUUUUGUUUUGCCCUAUCUGUAGACAAAAAUGUCCAAAAAAUGUCCGACUACUGAUAACAUAAGAAAAACAUACUAUAGAACUAUCAAUAAUCAGUGUAGUCACACAAAUGGUAAAUUAUGUUCACUUGCAUUUACUCUCAAAACAUCAUUUGAGGGAUCUUUUCUGUUCCUAAACUCCAGAGUAUUCCUGUUAAACAUGGUGACAGUUCUCUGUCUGACAGUUCUCUUUAGAUAUUAAAAGGGUUGACCAAUUUGCUUCCUGCUAAAACAGUAACAUCUUAAACCAGGUCAGAUGACUUGCUUGUAAGUUUUAUAUACAUAUAUAUAUAUAUAUAUAUAUAUACAUAUAUAUUAGUGAAAGGUCCAAAAGAGAUGGCAAUUCAUUUUGGUAACACACACACUAAACUGGGUCCUCCAAGUUUUCUUUUGUUUUUUGGCGUCUCUGUUUAGUAGGUUGACUGUUUCAUUUUUUGCAUGAACUGCCCUCUUAUUAGUUCAGUGAUAUAUGUUAUUUUGGAGACUACUAUGCAGUACAAGCUUUGGUGGUUGCUUUCCUAUGUGUUAAUGUUAGGCCUGGGGAUUAAAAGCCAUAUCAUAUUAUCCCUGAAGUUGAACUGAUUUAAAUAAACUCACUUUUGAUUAAAAAAAAAUCACCCUCUGAAAACCAAGCAGUUUUACUGGCCCAAUCAUAUUUGCCUUAAUCCGAAUCACAGUAAAGGCAAAGUGUGAGCAUAAAAGCACUGUAAUAGUAUACUAAUGAAGUAGUCCGAUGAACCAAAGUGGAGAGCUUGUAUGUUAUCCAUUUUAGAUGUAAGAUAAUUAGUUUUCAAUAUUUGCUGUAUAUUUCCCCCAAGGGCAAUUUCAAAAUGUGUGGUUUUAGGAACCACAUCUCAUGUACAUAUUAGCAAGGAUGUUCUGCAAAUUUUUAUUGCUAUGAGAGAGGACAAAGUUGUAUUUUUCUGCAUGUUGUCUUUAUUAAAAUGUUUGGGUUUAAAAGAGAAAAGAAAAGCAUUUUCAUUAAAAGGGAUAGUACAAUA
This is a messenger RNA of Acanthochromis polyacanthus (spiny chromis), 9822 nucleotides long. RefSeq names its product phosphodiesterase 4D interacting protein (gene pde4dip). Gene Ontology annotation, cellular component: nucleus. The coding region runs from base 1090 to 8022 and encodes 2310 amino acids. Lineage: Eukaryota; Metazoa; Chordata; Actinopteri; Pomacentridae. The record is from RefSeq and is a predicted model, not a curated record. Gene Ontology annotation, molecular function: zinc ion binding. The transcript has 35 exons.